UCUAGGGUUUCCUUUCACGAACCGAUCUCUCGGAUCCAAAUAAGAUGCAGGUCGACGGGAAAAAUGAUAAUUCACUCGAGAACAGACCCGGAAUCUUCGUGAUCGGACCAUCCGGCGUCGGCAAACGGACUCUUCUGUCUCUUGAAGGCUGCAAGUGAUUGGAGUCUUGGGUUUCAUUCUCAUUAUGGGUCAAUUGAAAAAAAAAAAAAAAGAAGGAAAGAAGGGUUGACGAGCUCGAUCUGUGACAAGGUCGCUGGAUUUGCUGCCUGGGGUUGCUAUCAAUUGAUAUUGAGGAAGGUCCUGACCCAUCGCCGGACGUAGUUGUCCAGGGGUGGACUAUAAACACAAAAUACUACAGUGCGGAUGUUUCUGUAUGGAUGGCCCAUCUCCGUGAUGAUUUCGAUGCACAAUCCCUGCCUAUUCUCGGGAAGUUGGAUGCCUUGGUGAUGGUUUUUGACUUGAGUAAGCCACCGUCCCUGGCUGCACUACAGGACUGGGUAUCUAAGAAUGAUAUUAGGAAUUUUGAGAUAUUGUUGUGCGUUGGGAAUAAAGUAGACCUUAUUCCUGGUCAUCCAGUUCAUGCCGAAUACAGAAGAAGGCUGCAAAAUGUUGAAGACGACUCUGUCGAUUAUUAUGCAGAACUCAGUGACUGCGGAAUCUCCGAGACUGAGGGAAGUAGUUUACUGGGUGGCGAUGAAUCUACCUUACAGAUUGGAAAAUCAUGUCUGGACUGGUGCAUUGAUCACAAUAUUGAAUACAUCGAAGCUUGUGCUUCCAAUGCUGACUUUGACAAAUGCUUAUCAGUUGCUGGCGAUUCACAAGGAGUUGAACGUCUAUCUGUUGCACUUUCUUCUCAUAUGUGGCCUGGAAUGAUACUGAAAUCUGGUGAAAAGAUAAGGGAACCAUCAUUGCCUGAAAGACAAGAAUCAUCAGAAGAAGAAUCGGAUUACGAAUUGGAAUAUGAAAUUCUGUCGGCGGGUUCAGCAGAGCCCUGGAAUGAUACAGAUGAAGGAUGGGUCUCAGCUAGUGGUUCUACAGUAACCUCAAAUGCUGGUGGAUCAACUGUAGCUCGGAAUACUUCUGUCGUAGAAAGUGAUCAUGAACAUGGAGAAAGUUAUGACAGGAAAGAUGAGACGGUCUCAACCUCGGGGACUGCCUUAGUGGACAAAAACAAUGAUGCCGGAUCAUCAGUCACAAAAGACCCCGAGGAAUUCACAGAGCCAGACCUAGAUAAUCAGAUUGACUUUGAGGAUCUGGAACACUUGAUGUCCGAGAUAGGGAAUAUUCGCAGUAACCUGCGGUUCAUGCCCGACUAUCAAAGGAGGGAAAUGGCUGCGAAACUUGCCAUGAAAAUGGCCAGUAUGUUUGGUGGAAGCAGUGAUGACGAGGAGUAACAUACUAGUGCAUUCCGCAAAGCAAAUAUUGUGAAGUCAAUCUUUCCAGGAGUUAUGCAGGUUAUGGUGAAAAGAUGUCAGUUUGAGUUGUAUGGCUUCAGUUGGUCGAGAUCGGGAUAUUUCUGGCCUUCAAGCCUGUGCUCGUGCCAUGAAAUGGUUGUCAAUUUGUGCCAGCGAAGAUAUGAAGUAAGUCUCUCUCUAUCCGUUAAUCUGCUGGGAAUUUUGAAUACUUAUUGUGGCAUAAUUAUUGUUGCUGCUGGAGACAAAUGGCUAUUUGCACAUGAAGCUCUUCAUCUACUUGCCUAACACUUAUGGAGAGUUUGUCCAUAUUUUUCUAUCUAUGUAUGCAAAUGGAAGAGCAUUAUGCAGAGUUUUGCCCGUUGUUACACUACUUUUCCUGCGAAUUUUGCCUCAGGAUCGAUACAUGAUGAUUCAAACCUAAGAGGCAGGUCGCCGAUAACAACUC
Rhodamnia argentea is the source of this 1860-nucleotide messenger RNA. RefSeq lists its product as uncharacterized. Gene Ontology annotation, molecular function: GTPase activity; GTP binding. Bases 378 to 1394 code for a protein of 338 amino acids. The record is from RefSeq and is a predicted model, not a curated record. NCBI's taxonomy places the organism in Eukaryota, Viridiplantae, Streptophyta, Magnoliopsida, Myrtales, Myrtaceae. The transcript has 7 exons.